Molecule: messenger RNA, 1020 nt
Organism: Malus domestica (apple)
Lineage: Eukaryota; Viridiplantae; Streptophyta; Magnoliopsida; Rosales; Rosaceae
Product: hyoscyamine 6-dioxygenase-like
Source: RefSeq, a predicted model, not a curated record
AUGGAGACAUUUGACCAGAAGCUUGCUUCAAGCUGGUUUGAUGUUCAAUCUGUUCCCCAAACCUAUGUCCACCCACCAGAAAAGCGGCCUGGCAACACUGUCGGCGUUCCUCCUUGCAAGAACAUUCCAGUAGUUGAUCUUGGCAACGAUGAUCGCAGUCACACAAUUCAACAAAUUUCCAAAGCUAGCCAAGACUUCGGAUUUUUCCAGGUCAUCAAUCAUGGGGUUUCCAAGAAGUUGAUUGAUGACACAAUGAGUGUUUCCAAGGAGUUUCAUGCAAUGCCCCGAAAAGACAAGAUAAUCGAAGGCUCAAAGGACCCUACCGGAAGCUACAAGUUCUACACAAGCAGUGAAAACUAUGCGAAUGAAGAGCUUCACUACUGGAGAGAUGCAUUGGCUCACCCCGCUCAUCCUUCUGAAAACAACAUUCAGUUUUGGCCUCAAAAUCCUACUCGAUACCGAGAAGUUUUAAAAACUUACGCGGAGGAGGUAAGAAAGUUGGGUUCUAGGAUUUUGGAGAUGCUUGCUGAAGGGUUGGGACUGAGCAAAGAGUUCUUCAAUGGUGGACUUAGUGAAUAUCCACGGCUGCUGUCCAACCACUAUCCGCCGUGCCCAGAUCCUAGUUUAACUUUGGGAUUAGCGAAACACCGUGAUCCGAGCCUCAUUACCAUUUUACUGCAAGAUUCAGAAGGACUCCAAGUCUUCAAAGAUGGGAAUUGGAUUGGUGUUGAGCCUAUUUCUAGUGGCUUUGUUGUUAACAUAGGUUACGUCAUGCAAAUGAUCAGCAACUCGAAGUUUAAAGGCGCUGACCAUCGAGCCGUGACAAAUUCAAGAGCUGCAAGGACAACGGUUGCGUACUUUAUUUAUCCGUCUAAUGAGACUGUUAUAGAACCUGCAAAAGCUUUGUGCAAUCCACCACUGUACAAAUCCAUGACGUUUACAGAGUUCCUUCAAUACUUCAAAUCGAAAGCUGCCAACGACGAAGAACUGUCAAAGGUUUUAAGCCUCUCGGGGAGCUAA